AUGGCUCCUUUUGAGGCAUUGUAUGGAAGGAAGUGUAGAAGUCCAAUUUGCUGGAAUGAUUUCAGUGAAAAUGUAGUAUUGGUGACAAAAUUUAUGGAGGAGACUGUUAAGAAUGUCUUACUGAUUCAGAAUAGAAUUCAAGCUGCUCAGGAUAGACAGAAGAGUUAUGUUGAUUUAAAGCGAAGAGAAGCAGUGGGUGAUAAAGUGUUUUUGAAAGUGUCACCAACUAAAGGAAUGAUGAGAUUUGGGAAAAAGGGCAAAUUAUGUGCUAAAUAUGUUGCCUCAUAUGAAAUUUUGCAAAGAAUUGGGAAGGUAGCUUAUAAGUUGGCUUUGCUAAUGGAAUUCGAGAAAAUGCACGAUGUGUUUCAUAUUUGCCAACUCAAGAGAUAUAUUCCUGAUAAGAGUCAUGUUUUGGAGCGUAAAAGAAUCCAAAUUGACAGGAGCUUCACAUAUGAGGAAAGGCCUGUGAGAAUUUUGGAUAAAAAGGUGCGUAGUACACACAAUAAGAAUGUGAAUGUCGUGAAAGUGCUUUGGUCUAACCAUGAGUCUGAAGAGGCAACGUGGGAAGGCAAAGACGAAAUGAAGAAGAAGUAUCCUAAGUUCUUCCUUGAGGGCAUGCCCAAAGGACUGUUACCCCUUGCCAAGGAUAGAUCAAUUGGUGGAUUCCACCAGCGGUUAGCUGUUGGCGACUAA
This is a messenger RNA of Beta vulgaris subsp. vulgaris (sugar beet), 693 nucleotides long. RefSeq lists its product as uncharacterized. Lineage: Eukaryota; Viridiplantae; Streptophyta; Magnoliopsida; Caryophyllales; Amaranthaceae. The coding region runs from base 1 to 693 and encodes 230 amino acids. The record is from RefSeq and is a predicted model, not a curated record. The transcript has 2 exons.